AUGAACAGUUCCCUAAUUCAGUAUAUCUAUUAUGAUGUGUGGCAUCAAUAUCACUGUCCACUCAUUAAGGAUUAUCCACUGAUGUCCACUCCGUGGUCACUAUUACUUAUAACGGGCAUUUAUCUGACUUUUGUGAAACGCAUUGGUCCUAAGUAUAUGUCGACCCGUAAGCCGUAUGAUCUCCGGUGGCCAAUACGCGUGUUUAACGCAUUCAUGGUUGGCGUCAAUUUCUGGGGUCUCUAUAACUUUAUCCCGCGGACUAACUUUGGACUCAAUGUAUGGAAAUGUCCGCAACUUUGCGAUGAAGUGGACCCCUAUUUCAUUUGGUUGGGAUACAUAUUCUUCUUGUCCAGAAUGGCUGAAUAUAUGGACACAAUAUUCUUUGUGCUCAGAAAAAAGAAUAAUCAGGUGUCCAAUCUUCACGUGUUUCACCACUCAAUAGUGCCAAUCGCCAUAUGGAGUGUAUUUAAAUUUGUUCCCAGCGUUGAGAACGCAAUGUAUCCCUUCAUCAACAGUAUAGUACAUGUAAUUAUGUAUCUCUACUACACAUUGGCCUCAUUUGGAGACAGGUUUGAGCCGUACCUCAAGUGGAAAAAGUAUUUAACUGGUCUUCAAUUAAUACAAUUUAUUAUAAUUAUAAUGCACUCAAUCAGAGCCCCUUUCAUCGGAUGUAAUGUUAGUUCAGCUUAUUUUCUAUUGAUAUCAACGGCUUUGGGCGGAAUAUUCUUCUAUUUAUUCUAUAAAUAUUAA
Oppiella nova is the source of this 750-nucleotide messenger RNA. The record is from the annotation of a GenBank genome assembly. Lineage: Eukaryota; Metazoa; Arthropoda; Arachnida; Sarcoptiformes; Oppiidae.